Molecule: messenger RNA, 2565 nt
Organism: Zonotrichia albicollis (white-throated sparrow)
Lineage: Eukaryota; Metazoa; Chordata; Aves; Passeriformes; Passerellidae
Source: RefSeq, a predicted model, not a curated record
CCCGCGGCGGGCACGGCAGCAGCGCAGCCCCUUCCCAGCCCAGCGCCCCGUGGCCGAAGGGACCGCGGCCACCGCGGCCACCCCGCGCCGCCCCGGCCAUGAGGUCGGGCCGGAGAGACGCCACCUGUGCGGGGAGGUGAGCGGAGCCCCGGAGCCUUCCUCCUACCCCCGGGCAGCCACAGCGGCGGGGAAGCGCAGGGGGGUGGAGGAAGGAAAAGGGAUAUUUUUUGUUUUAUUAUAUAUCGAUCUAUUUUUGCCGCGAUCAAUCCCGAUCCCGCAACUGAAGCCCCCGGAGGGAGAAGUGCUGCGCGCUGUGAUGCGUCUUCCUCUCGCCUCGGCUGCCAGUUUGGAUUGUAGCGCCCGGCUCCGUGCACUGCGAGGAUGGCUCGGUUUGGGGAUGAUCUGCCAACCCGCUAUGGAGGUGGAGGGCCGGCCGGGGCUGGAAGAGGGAGCAGCCGGCAAGGUGGCCCCCAAGCCGGCCAAAGGAUGUAUAAACAGUCGAUGGCUCAGAGAGCCAGGACUAUGGCUCUCUACAACCCCAUCCCUGUCAAACAGAACUGCUUCACAGUCAACAGAUCCCUCUUCAUCUUCAGUGAAGAUAAUGUUAUACGGAAAUACGCCAAGCGAAUAACAGAGUGGCCUCCAUUUGAAUACAUGAUUUUAGCUACAAUCAUAGCCAAUUGUAUUGUGCUGGCUCUGGAACAACAUUUGCCGGAUGGAGACAAGACACCGAUGUCAGAGAGACUGGAUGACACUGAGCCGUACUUUAUUGGAAUAUUUUGUUUUGAAGCUGGUAUCAAAAUCAUCGCUCUGGGCUUUGUUUUUCACAAAGGCUCUUACCUGCGCAAUGGCUGGAACGUGAUGGAUUUUGUCGUGGUCCUCACUGGGAUUCUGGCCACGGCUGGGACGGAUUUUGACCUGCGGACCCUGCGAGCCGUGCGGGUGCUGCGGCCCCUGAAGCUCGUGUCAGGAAUCCCAAGCCUGCAGGUUGUCCUCAAGUCCAUCAUGAAGGCCAUGGUGCCCUUGCUGCAGAUUGGGCUGCUCCUCUUCUUCGCCAUCGUGAUGUUCGCCAUCAUUGGGCUGGAGUUUUACAUGGGCAAGUUCCACAAAACCUGCUUUUCCAACGAGACAGGUGAGGAGGUGGGGGAUUUUCCCUGUGGAGAGGAGCCUCCUGCCAGGCAGUGUGAGAGCGGGACCACGUGCAGGGAGUACUGGCAGGGCCCCAACUAUGGCAUCACCAACUUUGACAACAUCCUCUUCGCCGUGCUCACCGUCUUCCAGUGCAUCACCAUGGAGGGCUGGACCGACAUCCUCUACAACACAAAUGACGCUGCAGGAAACACCUGGAAUUGGCUUUACUUCAUCCCUCUCAUCAUCAUUGGCUCUUUCUUCAUGCUCAACUUGGUGCUGGGUGUCCUAUCAGGUGAAUUUGCCAAGGAGCGAGAGCGGGUGGAGAACCGCCGGGCGUUCCUGAAGCUCCGCAGGCAGCAGCAGAUCGAGCGCGAGCUCAACGGAUACCUGGAGUGGAUCUUCAAAGCAGAGGAGGUGAUGCUGGCUGAGGAGGACAAGAACGCCGAAGAGAAGUCCCCUUUGGACGGGAGGGCCGCCUCGGAAGGGCCGAUUCCUCAAGGCACGGCGCCGGCAGAGACUGGCAGCGGCAGCAGCUACAACAUGUUGAAAAGAGCCGCAAUAAAGAAGAGCAAAAAUGACCUGAUUCAUGCAGAAGAAGGUGAGGACCAUUUCACAGACAUUUGCUCCGUUGGGUCUCCCUUUGCCCGUGCCAGUUUGAAGAGUGGGAAGAACGAGAGCUCAUCCUACUUCAGGAGGAAGGAGAAGAUGUUCCGCUUCUUCAUCCGCCGCAUGGUGAAGGCUCAGAGCUUCUACUGGGUGGUGCUCUGCGUGGUGGCCCUCAACACCCUCUGUGUGGCCAUGGUGCACUAUGACCAGCCCGAGAAGCUGACCACUGCUCUCUAUUUCGCAGAGUUUGUUUUCCUGGGGCUGUUCCUCACUGAGAUGUCUCUGAAGAUGUAUGGGCUGGGGCCAAGGAAUUACUUCCACUCUUCAUUCAACUGCUUUGACUUUGGGGUGAUCGUGGGCAGUAUCUUUGAGGUGAUUUGGGCUGCAGUGAAGCCGGGCACCUCCUUUGGCAUCAGCGUCCUGCGCGCCCUGCGGCUGCUGAGGAUCUUCAAAGUGACCAAGUACUGGAAUUCCCUGAGGAAUCUGGUGGUCUCCUUGCUGAACUCCAUGAAGUCCAUCAUCAGUUUGCUUUUCCUGCUGUUCUUGUUCAUUGUGGUCUUUGCUUUGCUGGGGAUGCAGCUCUUCGGAGGGCAGUUCAAUUUCCAAGAUGAAACUCCAACCACGAAUUUCGAUACCUUCCCUGCUGCCAUCCUCACAGUCUUCCAGGCUGUGAUGUACCACGGGAUAGAGUCGCAGGGCGGCGUCCAUUCCGGAAUGUUCUCCUCCAUCUACUUCAUCGUGCUCACGCUGUUUGGUAACUAUACUCUCCUGAACGUGUUCUUGGCCAUCGCUGUGGACAACCUGGCCAACGCCCAGGAGCUGACCAAG